Messenger RNA from Apiotrichum porosum, 1476 nucleotides. RefSeq lists its product as uncharacterized. The record is from RefSeq and is a predicted model, not a curated record. The coding region runs from base 1 to 1476 and encodes 491 amino acids. The transcript is spliced from 2 exons. Lineage: Eukaryota; Fungi; Basidiomycota; Tremellomycetes; Trichosporonales; Trichosporonaceae.
AUGUCGAGGAAACUCCCAGCCAACAUCAUCACCUACAUGCCCCAUGAGGGCCCCAGCGUCAUGCCGUCGCCAAUGGUCGCGCCCAAGCCGCUCCUCACUCUUCUUCCUCACCCGGACAAGGAGGCGCCGCCGUGUCCACCUCGCCCUGCCCUCCCUCCCCCACCAAAGGGCUGGACGAGCUCGCUGCACGCCGCUCCCGCCGCGUACCCCAAGGGCGUUGCCGAGGCGUACGGAAACCUCUCCCGCUCCUCCCGGCCGUACGAGUCUGGGCCCCCACCAGCCAACGAGACGAAAGAGCAGCGCAAGAAGCGACUGUACGACGAGUCGAACCGUUGCGUCAAGCUCCGCGAGGACGCGUACGAGUGGACUAUCGAGGAGGCCAAGGCCCAGGCGCCGAAGAAGGGCCAAUGGCUUUGUGUGGAGCGUUGGAGGCGCGACAAGCCUGUCGGCGGCGCCACGCUCGUAGUCACCCAUGCCAACGGUCUGAUCAAGGAGCACUGGCACGUCGUUCUCCGUGAUGUUCUCGCGCGUGACCCCAAGCUCCCCGGCACCAAGUUUGGCACGGGUCUGCCUCUUCAUCACCCGACCAACAUCCAGUUUGACGACAUCUGGAUGAUCGACGACAUGAACUCGAACAUGUCCGCCGACCUGAACGGUGGUCUGCUGGGUCCCGUCCAGCUGUGGUCUGACGACUCACGCGAUUUCCUCAACUUUGUGCGCCACGUGCUUCCCGGCGCGCGCGCUCUCGGCGAUGCCCCGGCUCCAUGGCACUUGAAGUGGACCGAAGCCCCGGACUCGCCGCAGCCCGUCAUCGGCAUGGGCCACUCGUUUGGCGGCAACGGUCUCGUCCAGGCCUCAAACGAGUUCCCGGGCCUCUUCUCGGCCCUCUUCCUCGUCGAUCCCAUGUGCCCGCCUCACACCGUGGCGGUCGGGUCGGGCAUCGCCGCGUACGACCUCACGGCAGGCGCCCUCAAGCGCCGUGACGUAUGGCCGUCGCGCGACGAGGCGCGCAAGGCAAUGCGCUCGUCACCCUUCUGGGGCAGCUGGGACGACGACACGUUCGAGAUCUGGAUGUCGCACGGUGUCAUCCCGCUCGACUAUGCCAAGCCCGACGGACCCGUCACCCUCGCCAUGCCCAGCUGGUGCGAGGGCGCCAUCUUCUGUGAGCCCAAGGGCUUUGGACAAGGGUGGGAUAAGCUGGCCAACCUGCCCUUCCCCGUCGGCUUCCUCAUGGCCAACAAGCCCAUCGCUACUCUGGGCGAGGUGGUCACGAGCGAAAUGGUGUGGCGCCCCAGGCUCGCGCGCGUGGAGCAGGUCACGGAUGCUGGACACCUUAUUACCCAGGAGAAACCUCACACCACUGCCGACGCGCUGUGGCGCUUCCUCACCACACUCCAGGCUGGCGAGUGGGGUAACUCGCCUGAAGAGAUUCGCAAGGAGUGGGCAGUGUGGCGCGAGGACCGGGCCAAGCUCUAG